Messenger RNA from Phalaenopsis equestris, 2142 nucleotides. Its product is annotated as NAC domain-containing protein 14-like. Lineage: Eukaryota; Viridiplantae; Streptophyta; Magnoliopsida; Asparagales; Orchidaceae. The record is from RefSeq and is a predicted model, not a curated record. The coding region runs from base 133 to 1986 and encodes 617 amino acids. The transcript has 7 exons. Gene Ontology annotation, biological process: regulation of DNA-templated transcription. Gene Ontology annotation, molecular function: DNA binding.
UCCACUUUUCAGAUGUGUCCAUUCAUGCGUGAAGCUUCCAAACUUGCCGAAGUUCGAGCUUUUUAGGAAUCUGUCGAGUAUUUUCAGGUGCGACGCUCACUCCGAAAGAGUUCUGUGGGAGGUUGGGAAGUCAUGACGGUCGUUCCUCUCGAAUCUCUACCUUUAGGUUUCCGUUUUCACCCCACCGACGAAGAGCUCGUUAACCACUACCUCAAAGGAAAAAUCACCGGCCGACUCCAUUCUGACACGCAAGUGAUUCCUGAGAUCGAUGUCUGCAAAUGCGAGCCAUGGGACCUCCCUGAUAAAUCUUUGAUCCGAUCCGAUGACCAUGAGUGGUUCUUUUUCGCGCCUAUUGACCGCAAGUACCCUAAUGGUUAUCGGUCUAACCGGGCGACGGGGGCUGGUUACUGGAAGGCCACUGGUAAGGAUCGGGUCAUUCGGUCGCGCGCGGCGCCGCUUCCUGGUGUCAUCGGGAUGAAGAAAACCCUUGUAUUUCACCGCGGCCGAGCCCCAAAAGGAUUACGCACUUGCUGGAUUAUGCAUGAGUAUCGGACUACCGAGCAGGAAUUUGAGUGCGGGGAACAGGGUGGUUAUAUGCUUUAUCGCUUAUUUAAGAAACCAGAAGAGAAAAGCUUAAAUUUUAAUGAUGAUGAAAUGGUGAAUGGCGGUUAUUCUCAGACCAACUCAAAGUUAUCCCCAGCUGAUAUACAACAGCUUACUUCAGAAGAACCAGAGGAUAAUUUAGAACAGACAUCUACUGAACUUGUUCUGUGUGGUGAACGUUCAUCACAAUCUUUGAAUCAAACCAUCAAGGAGCAAUCAGCCACGAAGUUAAAGUGGCUUUCUGAGAAAAUUGAUUGCUUGAGGGAUUCAACAGUGGGACAAGAAGAUGGUCAUUGCAAUGCUCUUACAACUUUCAAUGAAGCUAACAAUAAUGCUGAAGCAACAGGAGCAACGAUUGAUCCCUUGAUCAAUGUUUUAGAACAAUUUUGUGACCCAUUUGAGGAGCAAACGGUAGAUCAAAGUUUCCCAAAUGACACGGACUGGCCAGUGUACAACAUUGGCUAUGAACCAGACCAUAUUGAGGAGGUCUUGAACACAAUGCUUGCCCGUCAGGACAAAUAUGGUGAAGAUGAUGCUCAACAUAAAUUUACAGCGGAGUUUCAAUCGAUCUGCAGGAAAGAAGAUUCUCAAGAUUUUGCAAGGGAGUCUUUUUUGAGCAGUGAAGUUUAUAACAGCAUGUUGGCAUUACAGCAGGGAGGUGCUUAUGCUGGCGGAAUUUGUGAGAAGCAAAGCUUACAGAUUUCUCUUCCACAUAUUAACUGUUCUCAUGAAAACUCAGCAACCGGACUACAGUACGGUUUGCUUUCUAGUCAAAAUAUGCUUCAGCCAUACAACUCAGGUGGGGCAGAUAGUUUCUCAGUGAGCUCUGAUGCAAUAUCAUUUCAGGAUGAUUUCGCAGCAUCUGGUAGCAGAAUCGGACAGGAGAGUGUUACUGGCAAUGUUGACGGCCCUUAUCUUACAGUAAACAGUGUUUUAUUUGAAUCGGACAAGCAAUGUCAAAAUCAUAUCACUCCAGCAAUGCACGGACAGGCAAAGAGAAGGUUAAGAUUGCAGAAAAAAAAAUCUAGAGUACUACAAAGGAAGGAAGCAGAAUCAUCUAAUGGUAAUGGUGAUCGAUGUACGAGGAAGGAAAUUAAAAAGAAUAUGGAGUCACAACUAGCUAUUGGUGAAGAAAAUGUUGUGAAGCUCAGGGCUAUGUCUAUUCAUGGUAAGGCUAAACUGAGGCUGACGCCGAGAUUAAAUUGUAGAUUUUAUGAAACAAUAAAAAGCUCUUCUUUCUCGCCAUCAACUAUUUGGAAGGCUGAUGUUAUGAUUGCUCAUAUGAGGAGAUUGGCUUUGCUGGUAAUCUUUGCUCUACUGUUCAUUUAUUUAUGGAGAUCUGUUGCCGUUCAUGUUAUGAAGAUGCCUAAUAGUUUCGUGUAGUAUUUGCUGUGUUAUGUAAAUAUUAGCAGUAUAGUCUCUUAAUGAAAAAAAUUAUGUGCUUUCGCUUGGUUGUUAAUCUGUUUUCAAUUUUUAUAAUAACUGCGCUGAGGCUGAACCUGAUCGAAUACAAUAAUAAAAGUUUUGUCCACUGUUAAA